Messenger RNA from Entamoeba invadens IP1, 519 nucleotides. RefSeq lists its product as hypothetical. Bases 1 to 519 code for a protein of 172 amino acids. The transcript is spliced from 2 exons. The record is from RefSeq and is a predicted model, not a curated record. NCBI's taxonomy places the organism in Eukaryota, Evosea, Mastigamoebida, Endamoebidae.
AUGUCACUUAAAGAGCGUUUUGCAACACAACAAAUGAAGAUUAUAUUCCAGGGGUUAGCUGGACUUCAAGCACUCAAGACAGUACCAAACAAAAAAGCACUCAAAGAACAGCCACCGAAUAUUAUAGUGGCAGGGAGUAAGGAAGACCUACCACCACCUCAAGAGUAUUAUCCAUCAAAUGAAAACAUGAAAUCUAAUUAUAACAUCUACGUCGUGUUCGUUGAUAGUACCACAAAUGAACUUGGCAAAGACGACAUUGAUUAUCUCACAAACUACAUUAAAUUUAUUGUACCCGCACUUGAAGAUCCAGAAGAUUAUCAAUUCGGAGAAUUUGAAUUCGCACAUUUUUUUGGUGCAGAAUUUGGUUGCACUUUUUUUUAUAACACCAACAAAUCCAACACCCAUUACCAUCCAGAAAUUGAAAAGGAAUUUGAAGGAAUGUGUCUCAACUUUGCUAUUGGUGAUAUCAAUGAAGAGAGUGUCAGUCGAAUAAUUCAAAAGACGAUCACUGCCAAAUGA